AUGCUUCCAGUUGAGCGCCUCAAACAAGCAGCCAACAACGCUCUAUCCAACAAAGCUAUAUUUACCGAAGGAUUUGCCUAUGGCCCGGAUGAAGGGCAUUUUCCUCUAAGAAAAAAUAUAGCCGAGUGGCUAUCCCGAUCCUAUGCACCUGUGCAGCCCAUCAGCGCAGAGCGAAUAUGUAUUACUGGAGGUGCCAGCCAGAAUCUGGCAUGUGUAUUACAGGUAUUCACGGACCCAGCGCAGACAGAGAUUACAUGGUUUGUGGAGCCAACCUAUCAUCUCGUCUUCCGGGUAUUUGAGGAUGCUGGGUUCAGUGGUCGGAUGCGAGGGAUACCCGAGGACGGGGAGGGGAUGGAUGUUGCUGCACUUGAACUUGCUUUGGGUGACUUUGAGCAAAAUAGAAAUUCGGGCCGUCAAGAGGGCCAGGAGAAGACAUACAAGCCCCACAGGCCGUAUAGAAAGAUAUAUAAGCAUGUCAUCUAUUGUGUCCCAAGCUUCUCUAAUCCAUCGGGGACGACAAUGUCUUACUCGCGGCGCGAGGCACUUAUCAGAGUGGCGCGGAGGUACAAUGCUCUUGUCGUCGCUGAUGAUGUGUAUGAUUUUUUCAGUUGGGGCGCAACACACCCCACCAACACGGUUUCGCAUCUUCAGCCGCGUCUCGUGGAUAUAGAUCGGGUGGUUGAUGGUGGUCCAGAAGAUCGAUUCGGCAAUGUCGUGAGCAAUGGGUCAUUCAGUAAGCUUAUUGGUCCUGGAUGUCGGGUUGGAUGGGCUGAAGGGACGAAAGACUUCAUCUAUGGUCUCUCUCAAGCUGGUUCUACACGCUCUGGUGGUGCUCCUUCGCAACUUACGUCAACUUUCAUCAAUGAGCUACUUGAGGAUAACUUCUUGCCUGAAUAUAUUGCCAAUAUCCUAGUCCCAGAGGGACGACGAAGACAUUGUCUUCUGGCAUCGGCAAUCAAAACACAUCUCGGUCGUUUUGGUGUGUCAUUUACUCCUGAUCCCGAUACUAGUCUAGUCGCAGGGGGAUACUACAUCUGGGUUCAGCUCCCGCCCGCAUUGACCGCGACCCAGGUGUGCCAGCAGGCCCUGGAGAUGCAAAAUUUGGUACUGGGUGGUGGUGAGACAUUUGCAAUUCCAGGGAAUGCUCCAGAGGGAGACUUGCAUCGCAGACUCAGACUUUGUUUCAUGUGGGAGGAUGAAGGGCGGCUAGUUGAGGGGGUGGGAAGGCUAGGGCUUGUCAUUCAGAAUAUACUUACAAACAACAAAUAG
Penicillium hordei is the source of this 1269-nucleotide messenger RNA. RefSeq names its product aminotransferase-like domain-containing protein. The coding region runs from base 1 to 1269 and encodes 422 amino acids. The record is from RefSeq and is a predicted model, not a curated record. Gene Ontology annotation, molecular function: L-2-aminoadipate:2-oxoglutarate transaminase activity; pyridoxal phosphate binding. Gene Ontology annotation, biological process: biosynthetic process. Lineage: Eukaryota; Fungi; Ascomycota; Eurotiomycetes; Eurotiales; Aspergillaceae. The transcript has 3 exons.